AUGUCCAUGAAUCCUACAAUGUAUUUGUACAGAUUUGCUGGACCAAGAGGCCCUGGUCCGUACGUGAUGAAAUAUUGGUGGACUCUAGGCUGCUUUCCAACGGGUCUUGAACGUCCGUUUCGCCUUGACGAAUUUCUUUGUACCUACCAACAGCAGCACGUGCCGGCUGAAAUGGAGGACUGGCUGAGCUGUUUCGUAAAGAGUCCAUUUGAGGAGCUGAAAUGCGCUACAUCGGAGCUUCUUCACCAACUUGAGGAAGUUCCGUCUACCGAGAAAACUCGAGGUUACUGCUCUAUUGAGUCUGGCGUUGUAUCGUUUGCCGCACCACUGGCGAAGAUCGAGAAACAGCUGGGCGUACGCAUUCCUUCGUUAGCCGUUCGGGCUGCCUUGGGGUCUUCAGCGUUGCGCGAACGCCUGAAGGACGAUUUGUACGAGUAUAACGUAUCCUUGAGCGAAUGUGGCAGUACACCCCACCGCAGACUGGCUCGGGCUUCUUUUGAGGACACUCUCGCAAUUAAAUCGGGUGAGGAAGAAAACAAGGAUGUGACAGGUGCAACUGCUGAUAUUCCCGCUCCUCUUGGUCAGGCCAUCGGCUCGUACGUCUCACCUGACGCACAUACUGCGCCUGACGAGAAGAAACUCCUGCGCCUCUUGACCACGUUGUCGGAAGGCUGUGUGCUUAAAGGAGAUUACGAAAGUGCAUUCUCUAUUCUGUCCACCUCACUAAAUUUCUCUCACGAUGACAGCACGGAUUCCGUAGUGCACGCCAACGCCUCCACUGCAGCACUUCUCAAUGGCCAGUUUAGGGAAGCUGAGUUUCACGCACGGCAGGCAGCACUGCUAGAACCGCAGUUGGAAGCCACCAAAAAAACUGGCGGCCGGGGAUAUGCGCUCUGGGCAACGGCAACUGCGUUUCAGGAUGAUUUCGAACGCGCGACACGCGUUACGGAGAAAGGAAUGGAACUGUUUCCUGAUAACGCCGAGCUGCAAACGUUGCACGAAAAACUUGUGGUGAUGCAAAAUAGAAACGUUCCCUCAUCCUUGAAAGGGCUCUUGAUUCAUUCAAAGGCACAGCAGUCUCGAGGUUUACUACACGGAAGCGGGCGGUCGUUUGACAAUGAGUUCGACUGGAUUGUUUUCAAGAACAAACUGUAUCCUAGCAAAAUGAAUCCGUCUACGAACGAAAUGGGCUCCGUGUUUAGGCGUGUGGGUGAUUUGGGUGGCCAUAUCUCUACUUCUCGAUCGACAGAAAUUCUGUAA
Molecule: messenger RNA, 1260 nt
Organism: Leptomonas pyrrhocoris
Lineage: Eukaryota; Euglenozoa; Kinetoplastea; Trypanosomatida; Trypanosomatidae
Exons: 1
Coding region: 1-1260 (419 amino acids)
Molecular function (GO): protein binding
Source: RefSeq, a predicted model, not a curated record